GAACUCAUCAUAGCCUGACAUCAUCACAAGGCUCCGUCUGUCACCCAAGCGCGUUCUCCAUAUGCUGGAAGAUUCGCGUUGCCUCGUAAAAAAUCCCAACAUAUUAUCACAUUAAUACUCAUACUCUACUCAUACACGUACUUAUUCACUCAGAAUUCCAGUAUGGGUAUUGAAUUGGAUCAAGCUAGUCUACAAAAGGCUUUCCAGUCUCGUCCAGAUAUACAGAACGCCAUAGCGGCAGCAUCACAAGCUGGUCCAGAAUACAUCGAGCUAUUUAAUCAAAUUUCCCUACAUGUCUGCGAGACAAUAACUCAGCAAGCAUCAGAACCGGCUUCAAAGAAACGUCGCAUAGAUGAGAGCCUCGCAAGUCGAAGCAUCCCGAAUAGCACAAAUGGCACAUCAAACAGCGUUGGGAGUGCGCCUGCUACUGGAGAAGAUCCAGUCUUGCUUGAGAUAAAAGAGAUCUCAGUGGUAAUACCGCAGCGCAAGAAAUACACCCUUUGUUUCACAUCAACACAUCUCUAUGCACGAUUGCCGUCCUCUGAGGAACCUGCGUCUGGCAUGAGCUAUGCCUGGAAGGACAUUGAAUAUAUAUUUUGUCUCCCAGUCCCAGAGAAAACGCAAAAACAAUACAAUUACAUACUCUUCCCAAAGAACUCUAUUAUAUCACCCUCCAAACCUUCAGCAACUGCACAGCCUGUACCUGAACCGUUAGUUUUUACCAUCACCGAUGGAGCGCCAAAAUCAGGAACUAUCACUGGAACGGAUAGUUCAGCAGCUUCGGCUGUUUCCGAUGACUACAAGACCCUUUUUAACUGGGCUAUUACCACCCGGUUGAAGGCCGUCGGCAAUACCCUCAAGAUCACUGAAUCAGACCCUAAGCUUUUUGCGAGUGCAAUCAAGCAAAGUCAUCGACCAAGCGAGAAAGCGGUGCAUGUCAAAGCAUUCAGAGGAUCCAAAGACGGAUACUUGUUUUUUCUGCCUACUGGAAUCCUGUGGGGAUAUAAAAAGCCGUUGUUAUUCUUACCACACAACCGCAUUGCUGCACUAUCCUUCACAAACGUAUUACAGCGUACCUUUAACCUUUCACUCGACAUUGACAUGUCAGUCUCAGGCGGCGAAGACACCACCGAGGAAAUGGAAUUUCAAAUGAUAGAUCAAGAAGAUUUCGCUGGCAUAAACGAGUAUGUACAGAGAUAUGGAUUACAGGAUAAGAGUAUGGCCGAACAGCGUAAAGCCAAGCGAUUGAAUGUGAAUGUGAUGAAGGAUGAAGAAGGAAACGUUGUAGGAAAUGCGGAAGCGGGAGAGUUAGAAAGGGCAGCCCAAGAAGCGGAACAGGCAGCGAUGGAUGAGGAGGACGAAGAUGAGGAAGAUUACGAUCCAGGGAGCGAGGGUGAAAGCGAAGGGAGUGGCACAAGCGAUAGUGAAGAGGACGAUGAUGAGAAUGGGGAGGGUGGAGGUGCUGGGGACGACGAGGAUGAUGAGGAUGGGGAGGAGGAAGAGUUGUAGGAAUGAAGUGACUCAUGUUUUACCGUCUAAAUUGUGAUUGGUACUGGGUUUCUGGUAAGAUCUGCCUUUUCAGAACUUCAGACGGACAUAUAGCAAAUCGGGGGUGCUAAAUAGCCUUUGUGUGAGUACACAAGUAGCAUGAAGGGUCAGAAUAGCAUCAGUCUAACUCAUGGAACAAGUGCGUUCUUCCAUCUUGAAUCUUGGGGGUAAUUUUUUCGAGUCUCAGUGCCAACAUAGAUCCACUAAUAGUACUAUGUCGCCUGAAAUGAUCAAGGAAGUUCACACUUUCAGAUCGACUGUAAGUAUCACUGUUCUGGAAUCUCAUUACUUAUCA
Botrytis cinerea B05.10 is the source of this 1843-nucleotide messenger RNA. RefSeq names its product Bcrtt106 (gene Bcrtt106). NCBI's taxonomy places the organism in Eukaryota, Fungi, Ascomycota, Leotiomycetes, Helotiales, Sclerotiniaceae. Bases 163 to 1509 code for a protein of 448 amino acids. The record is from RefSeq and is a predicted model, not a curated record. Gene Ontology annotation, molecular function: histone binding; nucleosome binding. The transcript has 3 exons.